Molecule: messenger RNA, 1008 nt
Organism: Anthonomus grandis grandis
Lineage: Eukaryota; Metazoa; Arthropoda; Insecta; Coleoptera; Curculionidae
Product: piggyBac transposable element-derived protein 4-like
Exons: 1
Coding region: 1-1008 (335 amino acids)
Source: RefSeq, a predicted model, not a curated record
AUGCUGAUGACAAGAAACAAAAAACUUACUAUCAAGGAGUUUUGGUCCAGGGACGAGCUGCUACAUUCCCCUAUUUUCGGAAAAAAAAUGUCAACGGAUAGAUACCUGCAAAUUCAAAGGUAUUUACACUUUUGCGACAAUGAGAAUGCUUCCCCUAAUAAUCGUCUCUAUAAAGUCGACCAUAUUCUAUUGCGAAUAAAGGAGAGGUUUCAAACACAAUUUCGGCCAUUUCAGGACCUUUCUAUCGAUGAAAGCUUAAUACUUUUUAAAGGCAGAUUAAGCUUUAAGCAGUUUAUAAAAAGUAAAAGACACCGUUUUGGAGUUAAGCUAUUUGUUUUAUGCGACUGCGAAACAGGAAUAGUUUUGGACUUCAUAGUAUAUUUGGGAAAAGCUACAAGUGAAAAUUUGGGACCCAAUGAAGACCUGGGUAUAUCCGGAGCUGUUGUAACGAAGCUCAUGGAUCAAUAUCUUAACAAAGGACACUCGCUAUUUACAGAUAACUACUACAGUAGUCCUGCCUUGUCAACUUUUCUUUUUAAAAGUAACACUAACUCUUGUGGAACUGUCCGGCCACAUAGAAAACAUAUGCCAAAAUUCACUGGCAAACUAAAUAAAGGAGAUGUUGAAUGGUAUUCCGGUGCUAAUCUAUUGGUAAUAAAAUGGAAAGAUCGUCGAGAUGUUCAUAUGAUAACCACUAUGCAUGCAAACGAAAUUGAAGUUCUUCCAAAAGUAGACAGGAUCACUAAAGAAAACGUACGGAAGCCCACAUGUGUAGUGGAGUAUAAUAAUAAAAUGGGAGCAGUAGACCGUACUGACAUGAUGAUUUCUAGUAUUGACAGUAUGCGUAAAAGCAUAAAAUGGUAUAAGAAGUUGUAUUUUCAUGUUAUGGAUGUUUGUUUACCUAAUGCCCACGCCAUGUUUUUGACCACGGAUGCUAGAAAAAUUCCAUUAGCGGCAUUUCAGUUAGAGAUCAUUCGUCAGUUAUUUGAGAGGUUAGUAAUCGUCUAA